CGUUAAAGUUUAACAAAGAGAUGUACAACAAAAUUAAGGGCAAAAAGAAUGAGCCCCUUUCUAGUAUAGGCCAGAAGAGGCUGAGGAUCACGGAUAAAGAAAAGGAGAAAGAGAAAGAGGUGGUGGAGAAAGGGUCGUCCACUCCUACACUUGAUCUGGACGAGGGUCCGGCUGCAUCCCCUGGCAUCUCGGUUGAGGAGGUGGCUCGUCCUUCUAAGAAGCAGAAGGCGGCCAGUAAGGGGAAAGAGAAAGUUGGUGCCAGCGUUUGGUCGAACGCUGGGACGGCCAUGGAUCGUGCCAACGAGCUCUUUACCCCUGGUGAGAUGAGGGAAGUCACGAGCAUUCCUUCACACGAGAUGGUGAGCCGUCACGUUCACAAGCUUGUGCAGGUGUUGGGGGAGACCAUGCACAUCACCACGUAGUAUUUAGCGAACGAAGAGAAGGCCGUUGUGGCCAACUCGAAGGUGGAAGCUAUGGAGGCUGAGGCCUCUGGUUUGUGGAAGGAUUUGAUCACGACCAUGGAUUCUCUUAACAUUUCCAAGGAGCAGGUUCGUGUACUGACGGAGUAGCUGGACGUUGAGAGGCAAUCUAUGAAGCAGAAAGACGAACUCCUAGCGGCGGCCGCUCAGAAGAUGAAGGUUGCAGUGGCCAAGGCCGUCACUGCUUUCCAGACCACGGAAGAAUAUAACACCAUUCUUUUCCAGUGGUACUUCAAAGGGUUUGAGCUGCUGCGAAGGUAUUUGAUCAAGCAUGGUCCUGGCGUGAACCUUGACGACUUAGACUUUGAGGCCGUCGAUAAGGAGAUUGAAGAGGACGAAGCGGCUUAAGCAGU
Messenger RNA from Quercus lobata, 832 nucleotides. RefSeq lists its product as uncharacterized. NCBI's taxonomy places the organism in Eukaryota, Viridiplantae, Streptophyta, Magnoliopsida, Fagales, Fagaceae. The transcript is spliced from 2 exons. The record is from RefSeq and is a predicted model, not a curated record. The coding region runs from base 21 to 422 and encodes 133 amino acids.